Molecule: messenger RNA, 3271 nt
Organism: Dendronephthya gigantea
Lineage: Eukaryota; Metazoa; Cnidaria; Anthozoa; Malacalcyonacea; Nephtheidae
Product: coronin-7-like
Exons: 29
Coding region: 191-2959 (922 amino acids)
Molecular function (GO): protein binding
Source: RefSeq, a predicted model, not a curated record
UGGCGAAUAUGAAUUCGGACUGUUCGUUCGCUUCGUUCGCGUUGUUCCAAAAUCCACGCGAAAACAUCCACGAAGGCGUCCACGCGCCGCGGAGGAACCGGAAGUAAGAAAAAUUGUUAUUGACUUGUCGUUUCAGACUUACAUUCAGUUUCAUUGACAUUUCAGUAUUUUUUUCCUCUUCCACUUUAACAUGAGUCGAUUUAAAACAUGGAAAUACAAGAACGCAACACCGAAGAAUCCAGAGACACAGGAUUGCAUAAGAGGGAUCAAAGUUGGUGAUGUUGAUUCAUUUGGAACUCAUAUUAAAGCAAACUCUACUUUCUUAGCAUUCAACACAGAUGGUGGACAAGGAGGUCACUUAUCUGUGUUGCCAUAUCAAGAAAAAGAAAAGUCACAACCUCUUGUAUUGUCAUCUCAUGCAGAUUUUGUGAAUGACUUCAGCUUUUCUCCAUUUAAUCAAUCUCUAUUAGCCACAUGCUCUAAAGAUUGCUCAAUAAAGAUUUGGACCAUUCCAGAAAGUCAUAAUGCAGAUGAUAUCUCUAAUCCAGAACUUACAUUGAGUAAACAGAAACCCGUGGAAGCUGUUUUAUUCAACCCUGCUGCUGAAAAUGUUUUGGCUUCUAUUGCUGGCAAUGAUGUUAAAAUAUGGGAUAUCUCACGUGGCAAAGACAAAAUUUCUUUCAACGAACAUGGUGAUAUUGUUCAAAGUAUCACAUGGAAAGAAGAUGGCAGUCAAAUUGCAACAGGAUGCAAGGAUAAAAAGAUCCGGAUAAUUGAUCCACGUACUUCAGUACUGGCACAAGAGACUACAGCAUUUGGUGGAGGAAAGGAAACUCGUGUGCAGUGGGUUGGAAAUGAAGAUCAGAUCCUUGCAACUGGGAUUAACAAGUCACGACAACAAGAGCUUGGAAUGUGGGAUACACGUAAUCUAUCAACUAGUUUAAAGCAGUUGCCGGUGGGGUCUUCAUCCGGGAUACCAAUGAUGUUUUAUGAUCAAGACACUAACAUGUUACUACUGGCUGCCAAGGGUGAAACAAGUGUACACUUCAUUGAAGUAAAAAGUAACGCACCACAUUUAAAUCCAGUGUCCACUCAUCGUGUAACAGAGCAAUUAAAAGGAGCAACGUUGAUCCCUAAGCUUGCACUGGAUGUUAUGUCUGGAGAAGUUCUACGUCUCAUGGUUCUAACAAAAGCCUCUAUUAUGCCUAUACGUUACCGCGUGCCUAGAAAGUCAUAUCGUGAAUUUCAUGCUGACCUGUUUCCUGAUACACACAGUUGGGAACCUGCCAUGACAUCAGAGGAAUGGUUCCAAGGUGGAAAUACAGAGAGAUCAAAGAUAAGUUUAGAUCCAUCGAAAAGACCAGUAAGAGAACUGAAGAAAAAAGAUGACCAACCUGCUAAAGUCAAAUCUCAACAAGAAAAACCAAAACCUGUCAAGAGUGAAGCUGCCCCACCUCCAGUCUCGUCUUCUGCGUCCAAAGAAGUUAAUACCCCAACUUCAAUCAAAUCUCAACCAGAUUCUGGGUCCUCUGAUACAUCGGCAACAUACAAAAGGCCACACAAAACCUUUUUAAGUUUAUAUCAUUCAAAAUUCCGUCAUCUUAAGGGCUCAGCGUUGCACCGCAGUCAAUAUAUUGAAAACGUGAGGAACAUCAACACCUCAAUCUUUGGGGAAUGCGAUGGUUUUCAGUGCAACUCAAAACGUGCAGCGAUACCCCUCGAGGGACCAGGAGGAAAAAUUGCUGUCGUAGAGUUGGCUAACACAGGUCGUCUCCCUGAAACCGGUCUUCCCGUAUUAGAAAAUAAAUGCACAGUAAUGGACUUUGUCAUGAAUCCAUUUGAUGAGGAAACGAUAGCUGUAGCUUGUGAAAAUGGGAGCAUUAAAUUAUGGAAAACUGGUGCUGAUGGCUUGAAAGAAACAACAGAUGAACCGAACGCGGUCCUCAAAGGACAUAGAGAUCGACCAACGAUCGUGCGUUAUCAUCCUACGGCCAACAAUAUUCUCACGUCAGCUAGUUAUGAUCUAUCUGUAAAUAUUUGGGAUGUGAAUAAGGAGACGGUUGCACUUUCACUUGGGGGACAUCUUGAACCGUUAUUUAGUUUCGCAUGGAAGAACACUGGGGACCUGUUAGCAACCUUUUCCCGUGAUCAGAAUAUCAGAUUAUUUGAUCCAAGAGCAAGUACAUCUUCACAAGGGUUGGGCUCAGGCCCUGCUGGUGGCCGAGGUGGUCGUAUUGCUUGGGCGGGACCUUAUGGUGACUGGCUUCUUGUUACUGGAUUUGACAGGUCGAAACGUCGGCAAAUAUCCCUGUACGAUUCGCGGGACCUAAUGAAAGAACUUUCCAGAGUGGAACUUGAUAAUGCGCCAUCAACCCUGAUCCCUUAUAUGGACCCGGACACUGGAGUAUGCCUCUUAAGUUCUAAGGGCGACACCAACAUAUUUACUUAUGAGAUCAUCUCAGAACCUCCGCAUCUUUUUGAAUUAUCUCAUAUCAAAGUUCCUGAAGCCCACCAGGCAGUUUCAUUCCUCAGGAAGACAUCUUGUAACGUCAAGGAAGUAGAGUUCAUGAAAGCAUUACGUUUGACAAAGACUUACAUAGAACCAUUUGUGGUCUCAGUUCCUCGAGUUCAGAAAGAAUAUUUCCAAGACGACAUAUUUUCAGACACAACAGUCACGUGGGAACCUGCAAUAAACGCUGCCGAUUGGUUAAGCGGUGGAAACAAGGAACAACGAAAGAUUAGCUUGAGACCGUCUGGCAUGAAAUUAUUGAGUGAAGCACCAAAGAUUGAAGUGGUAAAGAAGUAUCAAAGCAAUGUUGAACUUGAAGAAUAUAAAACAGAUGAACAAAAGAAGGAAGAGCUACUAAAUGCAAUGUCUGGCAAACUUACCAAUUACGAUGACGUACCAUUACCACAGGAUCUUACAGAAGGAGUUGAUGAGAGUGAAUGGGAUGACUGAGCAACUCGCUGAAAUUUAUACGUAUCGUAUCCUACCUCGACAAGUUAUUCAGAUAAUUUAACGAAAUAUUAUCAUUUAUGAUUUAUCAUCAUUUACUAAAUCGGAAUAGACAACGUGUUUUGUUCAAAAUAUUUGUAGAAAAUAAUUCAUUCUUUAUUUGUAAGCGUAAUAUAUUUUAUUCAAAAAGUUUUAUAACAUAAACAUCACAUAUACCUAUAGAGACUAGGGUGUUUUGUGUGAUCACGACUCACUAGAUUAUGGUCAAGCAGGUACUGCUGGGAGGGAAUAUGACACUAGUGGGAUGUGCAACAC